This is a messenger RNA of Aspergillus thermomutatus, 459 nucleotides long. RefSeq names its product putative C4-dicarboxylate transporter/malic acid transport protein. Gene Ontology annotation, biological process: malate transmembrane transport. Bases 1 to 459 code for a protein of 152 amino acids. Gene Ontology annotation, molecular function: malate transmembrane transporter activity. Gene Ontology annotation, cellular component: membrane. The record is from RefSeq and is a predicted model, not a curated record. NCBI's taxonomy places the organism in Eukaryota, Fungi, Ascomycota, Eurotiomycetes, Eurotiales, Aspergillaceae. The transcript is spliced from 2 exons.
AUGGCUGCUCACGCGAAGCGAUGCUUUCCUGAUGAUUUUAUGGGUAAUGGCGCACUGGCUGCGAAUAUUCUCAAAGUAGUUGUCAAUUUCACUUGUCUGUGGCUCUGGGGCCUGGCGGUAUUUUUCUUCUUCAUUGCGACUUUUGCUCACUGGUCGACCAUCGGCCCAGGUCGAAUGAAUUUCUCAAUGGCAUGGUUCUCGUUUGUCUUCCCCAACACUGCCUUGAUCACUGCCACGUUCGCUAUUGGGAAUGCUUUCUCAUGCAAGCCCAUUCUGAUCAUAGGGUGUGCCAUGAUCUUUCCUCUCAUACUAAUGUAUAUCUUCGUCUUUUACAUGAUGAUUCGCGCCAUCGUGUUACGGCAAAUUAUGUGGCCACAGAAGGGCGAGGACAAGGAUGAGGGUGGAUUUGAGAUAAAUCAAAUCAAGCCUGAAUCGCCUGGUGAACAAACUCCUGUCUGA